AUGUUCGUCACAGACAUACGAAAGGAGUUUUAUGAAGUUGUCUCUAACCAGAGAGUUGCCCUCCUGGUGGCAGCGGAUAUCGACGCCCUGUGCGCCUGUAAGAUUCUGCAGGCGCUCUUUCACUGCGACCAGAUCCAGUACACUCUUGUGCCGGUCACAGGCUGGCAGGACCUCGGCACUGCUUUUCUCGAGCAUAAAGAGCAGUUUCGGUACUUUGUCCUCAUCAACUGCGGGGCAAAUGUCGACAUCCUGGAGAUGCUUCAGCCUGAUGAUGACUCCAUCUUCUUCAUCUGUGACACCCACCGGCCCGUGGAUGUGGUCAAUGUUUACAACGACACUCAGAUUAAACUGCUCAUCAAACAGGAUGACGACCUGGGCGUACCUUCCUACGAUGACAUUUUUCGGGAUGAAGAUGACGAGGAAGGAGGGGAUGACUCUGGAAAUGAGAGCGAUGAGGGCUCAGAGCCCUCGGGGAAACGGAGGAGGUUUGACGAGGGAGCAGUGGAGAGGAGGAUUGAAAGGCAGCGAGCCAGGAGGGAGUGGGAGGCGCACAGGAGGGAAAUCCUGUUUGACUAUGAGCAGUAUGAGUACCAUGGAACAUCUGCCUCCAUGAUGUUUUUUGAGCUUGCUUGGGUUUUGACCAAAGAUACAAAAGACAUGCUCUGGUGGGCCAUCAUUGGGUUGACAGACCAGUGGGUUCACGAUAAAAUCACACAUAUGAAGUAUGUAACGGACGUUGCAACAAUGCAGCGUCACGUUUCCCGACACAGUCACCGAAACGAGGACGAGGAGAACACGCUCUCCAUCGACUGCAUGAGAAUCUCCUUCGAAUACGACCUGCGUCUGACGCUCUACCAGCACUGGUCUCUGUAUGAGAGCAUCUGUAAUUCCUGCUACACGUCCUGCAACUUCAAGCUCUGGACCUUAAACGGACAAAAAAAACUCCAGGAGUUCUUAGCUGACAUGGGUCUUCCCCUCAAACAAGUGCGGCAGAAGUUUAAUUCCAUGGACAUGUCGAUCAAAGAAAACCUGAAGGACGUCAUCGAGGAGUCCGCUAAUAAGUUUGGCUUGAAGGACAUCCGUAUCCAGACGUUCGGUGUUCACUUUGGCUUUAAGAACCGUUUCCUGGCCAGCGACAUGGUUCAUGCCACUGCUGCCUUGCUGGAGAGCACUGAGAAGGACGAGAGUGACAGUGACAACUUCAUCAAGGCUCUGGAUUCACUGACCAGGAGUAACCUGGAUCGUCUACAUUCGGGCAUCGACCAGGCGAAGAAGAAGCUGAUGGCCAUCCAGCAAACCGUCGCCAGCUGCAUCUGCACCAACCUCAUCCUGUCACAGGGACCCUUCCUCUACUGCUACCUCAUGGAGGGAACACCAGAUGUGAAGCUCUUCUCCAAGCCCAUGGCUCUGACCCUGCUCUGCAAGUACCUCCUCAAGGCUUUCAUUCAUUCUACGAGAAAUAAACGCUGCAAACUGCUUCCCCUCAUCAUGGCGGCUCCCAAGGAUGUGGAGAAGGGAACCGUCAUUGUUGUGGGAAUCCCACCAGAAUCUGAGACGUCUGACAAGAAGAAUUUCUUCGGCCGGGCGUUCGAGAAGGCGGCAGAGACCACCAGCUCCAGAACUCUGCAUGACCACUUCGACACGUCCAUCAUUGAGCUGAAGACGGAGGACAGAAGUAAGUUCCUGGAUGCUCUCAUCACGCUGCUGUCAUGAGAAACUUCAGCGCCGCCUCCAGAUCGACCCUGAGCUCUCCACAUCUUCAAGAGGCGAAGCUGAAAUGAAUGACACGCCUCGAACAUGUUUUAUUCUUG
Messenger RNA from Salarias fasciatus (jewelled blenny), 1811 nucleotides. It is a transcript of the gene cdc45, whose product is annotated as CDC45 cell division cycle 45 homolog (S. cerevisiae). Gene Ontology annotation, molecular function: chromatin binding; DNA replication origin binding; single-stranded DNA binding. The transcript is spliced from 18 exons. The record is from RefSeq and is a predicted model, not a curated record. Gene Ontology annotation, cellular component: DNA replication preinitiation complex. The coding region runs from base 1 to 1713 and encodes 570 amino acids. NCBI's taxonomy places the organism in Eukaryota, Metazoa, Chordata, Actinopteri, Blenniiformes, Blenniidae. Gene Ontology annotation, biological process: mitotic DNA replication preinitiation complex assembly; DNA replication initiation; double-strand break repair via break-induced replication.